Molecule: messenger RNA, 3234 nt
Organism: Caenorhabditis remanei
Lineage: Eukaryota; Metazoa; Nematoda; Chromadorea; Rhabditida; Rhabditidae
Exons: 15
Coding region: 1-3234 (1077 amino acids)
Biological process (GO): intracellular signal transduction; cGMP biosynthetic process; protein phosphorylation
Molecular function (GO): ATP binding; protein kinase activity; peptide receptor activity
Source: RefSeq, a predicted model, not a curated record
AUGGGCUGGUUUCGACUCGUCUUUUCUGUUCUAACAGUGACCUUGGUACAAUCCCAAACUCGUCAGAUUUUAAAAGUAGGAUUACUAUUUGUCCAAAAUGUGACUUCGUUGGAAGUUGGAAUUGGGUACCGUACUUCUGCUUCUGCGGUUUUGGUUACAAGAGAUAGAAUACGGGCGGAACAUUUAUUGGACAGUUUUGAUUUUGAAUUUAUAUCCGAGUUUGAUGAAUGUGAUGAGGUUCAAGCAGCUGGAAAAACGGUGGAUCUCCUUGCAGUAAGGAAUGUCGACGUUAUCUUUGGUCCUACUUGUUCUCGUCCUGCAAUCGCUGCAUCUGGCCUAGCUGCCUACUACAACAUACCAAUAUUUGAGUGGGGACUUACCACAUCAUUAGAUUUGACAUAUCGUGCCCGAUUCCCCACUACAGUUCCAUUUUCCAUCAACUCGUUCAGCCUUGCUCUGGCGAUACGAGGGUUGAUGAAAGAGUUCGAGUGGGAUCAGUUCGCUUUUAUGUAUUCAAAUGACGGAGAUGAAGAAAAGUGUGAAUCGCUGAAAAAUGAUAUACAGACUGUCGCUUCUUUGCAUAACGAUAUCACACUGGCGUUCACUUAUCAAAUUGCUUCGAAGAGUUUGGUGGAUAUGAGGGAGGCUGUUAAGAUUGUGAAGCAGCGAGGGAGAAUUAUUGUGACAUGUGUCCCUGCUGGAAAUGGAUCAAAAAAGACAAUCAUGCAAGCAGUCACCGCAGAAGAUGCGAAUACAAGUGAAUACGUUUACAUCAUGGCAGAGACCAAUUCGAGAGGAUUUAUUGUUGACGACUUUGGUGGCGAGUGGCAUUAUUUAUGGGAAGGGUCUUCAAAUAGUGUCAAUGGACUUUCUGUGGAAGAAUCGAGAAAAUCAAUGACAAAUCUUCUUUUUCUUGUUGACAACAUGGGAAUGAAUGAAGAAGUGACUCCUCAAUACUUGAAUUUCUCGAGUCUAGUUAUUCAAAUGAUGAAGGAACCACCGUUUUAUUGUGUUGAAGACUGUACUGAUGCUAAGUAUUCUUCUGUUGCAAAAUACGCUGGGCAGCUUGCUGACGCAUUCUAUGCAUACGCAGUCGCAGUAAACAGAACUCUUACAGCAAACUCUACAGCGAAUUAUAGAAAUGGGUCACUGAUUCUGGAAAAUAUUGCAAUGACAUUCCAAGGAGUCGGUGGAGGCGAUGUGGUAGUCGAUCCAGACUCGGCGCGUCGCUCUUUGAUCUACUUCAUCGGUCUAAAUUCGUCUCUUCUUCCUCAAACAUACGCUAGACUCUUGAUAAAUAAUCAAUCCACUGAAUUCAUAAAAUACUACGAAAAUGAGUCGAAAGAUGUGUGGAAUGGAGGAGAACGGCCGAGUGCGAGACCAACUUGUGGGUUUACAGGAACAGAGUUUCCUGCGAAUUUUGUGAGGGACUAUCUGGCUAUCACAGUUGUUAUUUUUAUUUUCAUCAUUUUUGCGAUUCUUGCUGCAAUCGGAGGUUUGUUGUACGCUAUAAGAAUGAGACAAAAAGAAAUCGAGAAGCAAGAUCUAUUAUGGCAAGUUGGGUUUGCGGAGCUCCAAGUUAUACAAAAGAAGUCUCGCGCGGAAUCCAGUCAGCGUUCAUUUGCAAGCGGUCCAUCUACUUCUACAAAACUUACAAUAGAAAGCAGGAAGGAAACAUCACGAUACUUAUUUUAUGUUUGCAGGAACGAAAUAGUUGCUGCGAACAAACAUGAAUUAAGAAUUUUGCUGACAGAAGAAAACAGAGUACAAAUGAGACAGAUGAGAAUAUUAGACCACGAAAACAUGAAUAAGACCCUUGGGAUUUGUCUGAAUGGUCCCCAGCUUCUAUCCAUCUGGAAGUACUGCUCAAGAGGUUCUCUGUCAGAUGUGAUCAGUAAAAGUUCAAUGCAAAUGGAUAACUUCUUCAUGUUUUCUCUAAUACGUGAUAUUGCAAAUGGUCUUGGAUAUAUUCACUCGUCGUUUCUAGAAGUACAUGGACAUCUCACUUCUAGAAGUUGUCUUAUUGAUGAUCGGUGGCAAAUCAAAAUUUCGGAUUACGGCUUCAGCUUCCUUAGGGUUCAUGACCGGAUUGAUAAGCAAAAGAUGCUCUGGAUUGCUCCUGAACUGCUACGAGAAGAAUGGAGUGAGAGAACACAAGAAGGAGAUGUCUAUAGCUUUGCAAUUGUAUGCGCCGAGUUACUAACCAGAUCAUCUGCGUUUGAUAUUGAGAAUCGGAGAGAGACUGAAGAAGAAGUAAUUUAUAACUUAAAGAAAGGUGGAUUCAACGCACCUCGUCCAUCAUUAGACGUUGACGAAUCAUUGGAGACAAAUCCAGCAUUAUUGCAUUUAGUCAGAGACUGUUGGACGGAGAAACCAUCGGAGAGGCCAACAAUAGAGCAAGUGAAGAGUCAGCUGAAAAGUAUGAGCAAUGGGAAUAAGAGGAAUCUAAUGGAUCAUGUAUUUGAUAUGUUGGAGACGUAUGCAUCAACAUUGGAGAAUGAAGUAUCUGAAAGAACAAAAGAGUUGGUGGAGGAGAAGAGGAAAUCAGAUGUAUUACUGUAUAGAAUGUUGCCAAAAAGUAUCGCAGACAAGUUAAAAUCUGGAAACGUGAUUGAGCCGGAAACAUUUGAACAAGCUACAAUAUUCUUUUCGGAUGUUGUCCAGUUCACUACUUUAGCCAGUAAAUGUUCUCCAUUACAAGUUGUGUCACUUCUAAAUGAGUUGUAUACAGUCUUCGACAGCAUUAUUGAAAAACAUGAUGUUUAUAAGGUGGAAACAAUUGGUGAUGGAUAUCUUUGUGUGUCUGGACUACCGCAUCGCAAUGGAAAUGAACACAUUCGUCAUAUUGCGAGAAUGGCAAUUGAAUUCAUUUCUAGCUUAAGCACAUUUCGUAUAGGUCAUAUGCCAAAUGAACGGAUAAAUUUGAGAAUUGGAAUUAACUGUGGUUCGGUGGUUGCUGGUGUUGUAGGUCUUACAAUGCCUCGUUACUGUCUUUUUGGAGAUUCGGUUAAUACAGCAAGUCGUAUGGAGAGUAACGGAAAACCUGGAAAAAUCCAUGUGUCAUUGGAAGCUAACAGAAUGAUCACACAAGGAGGAUUCCAAACUGAAUCUCGAGGCGAAGUGAUUAUCAAAGGGAAAGGAGUCAUGGAGACAUUUUGGCUGUUGGGAGAGGAUACUCAUGUAAAAACAAAUUUGAAAAACAUUGCUGAGAAUCAUUACUCAUCAGAAUUAUGA